UAAAAAACAGCUUGUAUCUAAUAAAUUUACUCAUUUCAAAUUAUACCAAAACCAAGUAAUAGUUUCAAAUUUUAAAAUUUUGGGUAGUUUAAAACUGAAGUGGUAUUUGUAAACCAAAAAAACAAGUAAAAUGUCAAAUGGUGAACUUCUUUACGUAAAAGGAAUGAAUCUUGUAAGUAAGAAUAAUUCAGAAACAGAAGAUGAGAAUGUUGAAGAAGACAUAUGGGACGACAGAAAACUAAACGAUGCAUACGAUAAAGCUUUAAAAAUUGCCAAUGCUGAGGUAGCAAAGCGCGUAGCUAUGUCCACUAAUACACAAAAUUUAGUUAAAAACCCUCAGAAAGACAAAACAACAUCAAAAAACGAAACUUCAUCUCAAAAACUAAAUGGUUCGCAAAGGAAAAGUGUUAAAUGGCAGGCGGGUAUGCCGUGCAGAGCUAUAUAUGAAGUAGAUGGCCAGGAGUAUGAGGCAUUUGUACUGAGACUUAUCAAUGAUAAGGAAUGCAUAGUUAAAUUCUUAGGUUAUGAUAAUUCAGAGAUAGUAUCCCUUAGCUCUCUCAAACCAACACAGGGUAAACAUGAACGCAUGCGACAAACACAACAGGCAUUAUGUGAUAAUGAUGAUGGGUUCGGAAGUCAACCACUGUUUGAGAAUAUGGAUUGUAGUGAUGCUGGUACGAGUCUUGGAAGUACAGAUGGAUCAUUCCAGAAAAAGAAAAAAUCACUAAACAAAAAGAAAAAUCAACGAAAAAUGAACUUACCUGAUAUACCAAUGUUUAAUCCUGCCAUGUUAGGAAAUUUGAAUUCAAUGGACAUGCCACUACCUCCUCCCCCUCCUAUAGGCUUUGGGUCAGAGCACAGCAGUUCAGAAGACCAGGCGCUAUCCUCAAUGUUGCUCAGCUGGUACAUGAGUGGGUACUACACCGGUUUAUAUCAGGGAAUGAAGAGGUAACUUUGUCCUGUAAAAACUAUACUCACUUUA
This is a messenger RNA of Papilio machaon (common yellow swallowtail), 982 nucleotides long. It is a transcript of the gene Smn, whose product is annotated as survival motor neuron protein. Gene Ontology annotation, molecular function: RNA binding. Lineage: Eukaryota; Metazoa; Arthropoda; Insecta; Lepidoptera; Papilionidae. Bases 131 to 952 code for a protein of 273 amino acids. The record is from RefSeq and is a predicted model, not a curated record. Gene Ontology annotation, cellular component: cytoplasm; nucleus. The transcript has 6 exons. Gene Ontology annotation, biological process: mRNA processing.